Molecule: messenger RNA, 990 nt
Organism: Topomyia yanbarensis
Lineage: Eukaryota; Metazoa; Arthropoda; Insecta; Diptera; Culicidae
Exons: 2
Coding region: 196-990 (264 amino acids)
Biological process (GO): regulation of transcription by RNA polymerase II
Cellular component (GO): transcription regulator complex; nucleus
Molecular function (GO): DNA binding
Source: RefSeq, a predicted model, not a curated record
GAAGCGAUGCUGAACGCGGGAAAACGCGCGUGCACGCGCGUUCUCGCUUUGCAGCCACUUCUUUAUGUAAACCGCGUGAAUAUGCCAGAGAGCCCGCGAGAGAGCGCGGAGCGUUGAGCGAUUUCCAACGCGGAACGCGGUAAAACAGUUCAAGUAGUGGUUUAUCGCGCGUCAGUUCAGUGAUUGGUAAAUAAAAUGGACUCGGAAUCAAUAAUAAGCGAGGUUUUUUCUCACAACAUAUUGUGGGAUAAGACGCUCAAAGAAUACCACAACAGGGUUUUGGUGGAAAAAGAAUGGAAUACCAUAUCGAAACGACUGGAUGUACCAAAAGAUCUUUUGAAAAAAAGAUGGAAAAAUCUUCGCGACCAAUUUGGGAAGGAAUUAAAAAAAAUUCCCCAAAGCAAAUCUGGAGAUCCUGGUCCAGCAAGCCUUGAUAACUACAGCACAUGGCCAUAUUUCAAAUCUAUGUGGUUCCUUCAAAAACAAAUGAAACCGAGAACAUGCAGUGGAAAUUUAAAGGACACCACCAUGGAUAUUGCAGAUGACGCGGAAAGAAAUGACUUUGAACGGUAUGAUACUUUUGAAACAUCAACAGUUGCUGAAGAGGAUAUGCCAGAUAUACCUGUUCCUGCUAAGAAAGGGAGAAAAAAACUUGACCACAACGAAGAAUUAAUCAAUUUAGAAAAAAGGAAAUUGGAGCUACUUGAGAAAAAAGCGGAGAAAACGCGCGAUGAAGAUGAAGCUUUCUUCGACAGUCUUCUUCCGCACGUUCGAAUGCUUCAACCUGCCAAUAAAUUAUUAUGUAGAAUGGAGCUGCAAAAGGUCGUGUUGAAACAUGCGUACGGUAACUCGACCCAGCCCAUAUGCACAACACCAAUCUACAUCCAACAGGAUGACUUUGAGGCUUCACUUCAGUCAGCUGAUAUCGCACUUAGUCAGGACCGCGAUGCUGCACCUGUAGAUUUUUCUUUUAUAUGUAACGACCUAUAA